Molecule: messenger RNA, 3723 nt
Organism: Ectocarpus siliculosus
Lineage: Eukaryota; Phaeophyceae; Ectocarpales; Ectocarpaceae
Source: the annotation of a GenBank genome assembly
AUGUUCGCGCGCAGAGUUCCUCUGACUGCUGUUCUUCGUAGGGUUUCAACAACAGAUGGUUCGGAUUCUUUAUUUACCGCGCGCCAGCCGCCGGUCCCCAGCCGCCGGCGAGUUGUGCAGCUCGCCGCAACAGGCAACAGGCAAGGCAGGUCACGCCGUCCGUCCUUGGAAGGCGGCUCCAAAGAACACACCGUCCUCUCGUUAAGAGAGACUGAGAGCCCCCUCGCGGGUGCAAGCAGCAGCAGAACCAUGGCGAGAUGGUUUCGGUCAGAGGAUAUGGCUUAUGUCUCUAUCAUCGUCAACGAGGACGCCGCGCACACGUGCAUCUCGGACCUGGGGAAGCUCGGCAUGAUCCAGUUCACGGACCUCAACCCGGAGCUGACGGCCUUCCAGCGGAGAUACGUGGCGUACAUUAAGCGCAUCGACGAGCUGGAGCGCAAGCUUGCCUUCUUCGGAGAGGAGGUGAAGAAGUUCGACCUCAAGGUGGCCAGUGCGGGCACCGUCGAGUCGUUCGUGCAGUCGUCGUCGGCGCAGGGCGUGGGUAGCGGGGCCGAGGCGAAGAGCGUGCUGGGCGGGCAGGCCCUCCUGCAGAAGCUGGAGGCGGACCUGGAGGCGCUCGAGUCGCACCUGGUGGAGCUCAACACGUACAACGAGCGCCUCACGAGCGAGUACAACGAGAAGGUGGAACUCCAGGAAGUCCUGCUCAAGACCAAGGGGUUAUUCGCAGCCGAGAUGCCGCACAUGCAAAUCGAGGAGCAGUCGAUGGGCGCACGCAGGUACCAGGACGUGGAGCGGGGGUCCGUUCAGGUCAGCGGGGGAGGAGUGCAGCCUACCCGCGAGAGCGACAUGAAGUUUUCGUACAUUGCGGGUGUGGUCGGCGCCGACGACCGCAGCCGGUUCGAGCGGCAGCUGUUCCGCACCACGCGGGGCAACUGCUACGUCCGCUUCGCCGAGAUCGAGCAGCCCAUCUCCGACCCCACCACGGGGGAGCAGGUGAUGAAGCUCGUCUUCAUCAUCUUCUACAAGGCGGCAGCGAUCGAGUCAAAGAUCAAGAAGAUCUGCGAGGCGUUCCGCGCUAAGCGUUACGAUCUGCCAGAGAUGGACGACGGGGAGGGCGUGAAGAAACUCAUGUACGACAACUACGGAGAGAUGCACGACGCCCGCGUUGUCCUCCUUAAGAACCGUGAUGCUCGCAUGAGCCUAUGCGCCACUGCGGCGGACCGGCUGGAGAGCUGGACGUGGACCGUGCUUCGCGAGAAGGCGGUGUACCACACCCUCAACACUUUCAAACCGGACGUUCGCGGCAUCCUGCGAGGGGAGGGCUGGGUGGUGCAGGAGGGCAUGGGGGGCGUGCAGAUGGCCGUCAACAGGGCCCACGCAGAGAUGGACACGGGCAUGCCGUCCAUGGUGGAGGUGAUGCCCAAGCCGUGGCCCACCCCUCCCACGUACUUCAAGCUCAACGCCUUCACCAUUGCUUUCCAGGAAUUCGUGGACACGUACGGCGUUCCCCGGUACAAAGAGGCCAACCCCGCCCUCUUCACGGCGGCGUCCUUCCCCUUCCUGUACGGCAUCAUGUUCGGCGACAUCGGGCAUGGCACCGUCAUCAUGUUCCUCGGCCUCUUCCUCGUAUUCACGCACGGGAGCGUGGCCGGUCGCAGGGACUUGGGCGAGCUUGCUGGUGGACUCUAUCUCGCACGGUACAUGAUAACGAUGAUGGGCUUCUUCAGCGUGUACGCCGGCCUGAUCUACAACGACUUCUUCUCCCUACCGCUUAACCUGUUCGGAUCGUCUUGGGUCUGGUCCGAUGGGAUUGACACGGAGGAGGGCGAGGAGGCGGACAGCGUGAGCUUCUACGGCGAUGCCGACGCCGUGUACCCCUUCGGCGUCGACCCCGCUUGGCACAUCGCCGGAAACGAGCUGCUCUUCUUCAACUCGAUGAAGAUGAAGACCUCGGUGAUCCUGGGCGUGACCCAAAUGACGUUCGGUGUCGUCCUCAAGGCGAUGAACGCGCUGUACUUCAAGGAGUCCCUCGACUUUUUCUACGAAUUCAUCCCCAUGAUCAUCUUCGUCCUAUCCCUCUUCGGGUACAUGAUCGUCUUGAUCUUCAUGAAGUGGUCCAUCGACUGGGACUACCGCAUGUACACCGCCACGUGCUUCGACGGGCUCACGCCUCAGAACGUGACGUGCGACUCGGAUAGCACCACCGCCGACAUGUGCCCCCUGGACUACGGGGGAAGCGGCGACGGUUGCCAGCCGCCCAACCUCAUCACGAGCCUCAUCAACAUCGCGCUGUCGCCGGGUACUGUCGACGAGCCCAUGUACGCGGGGCAGACCAGCGUUCAGACGAUUCUCCUUCUCCUAGCCUUGGGGUCCAUCCCCGUUCUCCUCCUGGCCAAGCCCCUGACGAUCCGCAGCCGCAUGAAGAAGGCCGCCGCCAGGCACGACAGCUUCAGCUCCGAGAGCCAGCUCAUGGCCGGGGAGCACAACUCAUCGGACAAGGUUGACAACGGCGGGCACGGCGCCGCGGGGGGGGAUCACGGCGGGCACGAGGAGCACGACUUCUCCGAGAUCGUCAUCCACCAGGCCAUCGAGACGAUCGAGUUCGUGCUGGGGAUGGUCUCGAACACUGCCUCGUACCUCCGGCUGUGGGCGCUGUCGCUGGCGCACACGGAGCUCGCGGCCGUGUUCUGGGAGAAGACGAUGCUCACCACCAUCCAGAUGGGCAACGCCUUCGCCAUCUUCAUCGGCUUCGCGAUGUUCGCCGGGGUUACCUUCGGCGUCAUCCUGUGCAUGGACGUGCUGGAGUGCUUCCUGCACGCCCUCCGGCUGCACUGGGUGGAGUUCCAGACCAAGUUCUACAAGGCGGACGGGUACAAGUUCGCUCCAUUCUCCAUUGCUGCCAUUGUGAAGGAGGCGCCUGUCAUGUAGUUCAGUCAGUAGCCACACACGCCGUGUUGUCUUGUGUUCCCGAUCGUGAGAUCAAAGAAAAAUGGGGGGGGGGGUCGUGGACAGAGUCUGGGUUAGUGUAACAUAUAUAGCUUUGGAGAGCGGAGAGAAGUUGUAGUAGGGGGACGAACGCCACCUUGUACUAGUUGUAUAGGGGGUGUAGGGGGAGAAAGACAACGAGCAGGAGGAGGAGGAGGAGGGGAGUCAAGAUGGAGGAGAUACGCUGCCUGCUUGUUGGCGAGAACGAGUCCUGGCGUGUACGCACGGCGGGCGCGAGCAUGCAAUCUGGGAGGUGGCGCAGCACCCCGCUUGCGCGGGCCUUGUUUUGUUGCGCCCCCGAACCAGACGUGCGCGAAGGAGCCCUUUUGCUGGGUGUCUCUCUCGUUUACUGCUGAGGCAUGACAAGAACUACCGUUUGUGCUGGAGACUUUGGACGCGGGGCGGAAUGACGAGGAUAGUUUGUGUGUCGUAUGCAUACGCUUUGAUAUGGCCCCCAAGAAGUACGCGGUUCCUUUUUUUUGCACGAUUCUGCUUCGCGAGUUUGGGGAUGUGGGGAGCGAUUUCUGCGAGAUUCCCCUUUUUUGUUGACGUUCGGAGCGUUAGGAUGCUUAGAUGUAUGUCGACCGCUAGCGGAGUUGUUGUUCCAGUUGUUGUUCCUCGGGCAACUAAUUGCUAUGUUCUAACGCAAAGGAGGAAUGGCGACGAUUUUUGUUGACGUUCAUUUCGUCCACCCUUGGGAGGCACUAUCGGUGCCUUAAUCAAUUUCGUGGAAACUUU